CUGCAUGCUAGUAUACGUCUUGUGGUUAGCCGGCGCUUUUGUUUAGUUAGCUCGAAGCGCUACUCGUUUGUCGCCGCCUUCAAGUUCAUACGGGGCACGUACGUGAACGACGGUUUUCUCGCACUGUACCGCGGCAACUCAGCGACCAUGGUCAGGGUGAUGCCGUUCGCAGCCAUCCAGUACUGCGCCCACGAGCAGUGGCGGCAUGUCCUCGGCGUCGACAAGCAGAAGUAA
Soboliphyme baturini is the source of this 234-nucleotide messenger RNA. The record is from the annotation of a GenBank genome assembly. Lineage: Eukaryota; Metazoa; Nematoda; Enoplea; Dioctophymatida; Soboliphymatidae.